This is a messenger RNA of Trichechus manatus latirostris (Florida manatee), 1833 nucleotides long. It is a transcript of the gene DBH, whose product is annotated as dopamine beta-hydroxylase. Bases 40 to 1833 code for a protein of 597 amino acids. The transcript is spliced from 12 exons. The record is from RefSeq and is a predicted model, not a curated record. Gene Ontology annotation, molecular function: dopamine beta-monooxygenase activity; copper ion binding. Gene Ontology annotation, biological process: norepinephrine biosynthetic process; octopamine biosynthetic process; dopamine catabolic process. Lineage: Eukaryota; Metazoa; Chordata; Mammalia; Sirenia; Trichechidae. Gene Ontology annotation, cellular component: secretory granule membrane.
CGCAGCCUCCCCAGCCCCACCGCGCGCGAGGCGGCCUCCAUGUACGGCACUGCAGUGGCCGUCUUCCUAGUCAUCCUGGUGGCUGCGCUGCAGGGUUCGGCGCCCCCCGAGAACCCCUUCCCCUACCGUAUCCCCCUGGACCCCGAGGGGACCCUGGAGCUGUCUUGGAAUGUCAGCUACGCCCAGGAAGCCAUCCACUUCCAGCUCCUGGUGCGGGACCUCAGAGCUGGCGUGCUGUUCGGCAUGUCCGACCGCGGCCAGCUGGAGAACGCCGACCUCGUCGUGCUCUGGACUGAUGGGGACAGAGCCUAUUUCGGGGAUGCCUGGAGUGACCAGAAAGGGCAGAUCCACCUGGAUUCCCAGCAGGAUUACCAGUUGCUGCGGGCACAGAAGACGCCGGAAGGCCUAUACCUGCUCUUCAAGAGGUCCUUUGGCACCUGUGACCCCAAGGAUUACUUCAUUGAGGAUGGCACAGUGCACCUGGUGUACGGGAUCCUGGAGCAGCCGAUCCCGUCGCUGGAGGCCAUCAACACAUCGGGCCUGCAGACGGGGCUGCAGAGGGUGCAGCUACUGAAGCCCAACAUCUCAGUGCCUGUGCUGCCCGAUGACCUGAGCACCAUGGAAGUCCGCAGCCCCGACAUCCUCAUCCCCGGUCAGGAGACCACAUACUGGUGCUACAUCAUUGAGCUCCCGGCCGGCUUCUCAAGGCACCACAUUGUCAUGUACGAGCCCAUCGUCACCACGGGCAACGAGGCCCUGGUCCACCACAUGGAGGUCUUCCAGUGUGCCGCCGAGUUCGAGAGCUUCCCCCGCUUCAACGGGCCCUGUGACUCCAAGAUGAAGCCGGAACGGCUCAACUACUGCCGCCACGUGCUGGCCGCCUGGGCCCUGGGUGCCAAGGCAUUUUAUUACCCCGAGGAGGCUGGCCUGGCCUUCGGGGGCCCUGGCUCCUCCAGAUUCCUCCGCCUAGAGGUUCACUACCACAACCCUCUGAAGAUCCAAGGCCGGCGGGACUCCUCUGGCAUCCGCCUGUACUACACAUCUUCGCUGCGGCGCUUCGACGCGGGCAUCAUGGAGCUGGGGCUGGUAUACACGCCGGUGAUGGCCAUCCCCCCACGGGAGCCCACCUUUGUGCUCACGGGUUACUGCACGGAUAAGUGCACCCAGCUGGCGCUGCCGCCCUCGGGGAUCCACAUCUUUGCCUCGCAGCUGCACACACACCUGACGGGGCGGAAGGUGGUCACUGUGCUGGCCCGGGGCGGCCGCGAGAAGGAGGUGGUGAACAGAGACAAUCACUACAGUCCCCACUUCCAGGAGAUCCGCAUGCUGAAGAAGGUGGUGUCGGUUCACCCGGGAGACGUGCUCAUCACGUCCUGCACGUACAACACAGAGGACAGGGAGCUGGCCACUGUGGGGGGCUUCGGGAUCCUGGAGGAGAUGUGCGUCAACUACGUGCACUACUACCCCCAGACGCAGCUGGAGCUCUGCAAGAGCGCAGUGGACCCCGGCUUCCUGCAGAAGUACUUCCACAUCGUGAACAGGUUCAACAGCGAGGAUGUCUGCACCUGCCCACAGACCUCUGUCCUGCAGCAGUUCGCCUCUGUCCCUUGGAAUUCCUUCAACCGGGACAUGCUCAAGGCCCUAUACGGCUUCGCCCCCAUCUCCAUGCACUGCAACAAAUCCUCAGCCGUCCGCUUCCAGGGUGAGUGGGAUCUGCAGCCUCUGCCUGAGAUCAUCUCCACUCUGGAAGAGCCCACCCCGCAGUGUCCAGCCAGCCGGGCCCAGGGCCCCAGCGGCCCCACUGUGGUCAGCAUUGGCGGGGGCAGAGGAUGA